GGCAUCAAAGUGUGCGUGUGACGUCAUUGAAGUGUGACGUCAGGAGGGUGACGGAGAGGGUCGGGUGCUCUGCGAGUGGAGAGAAGCCCGGGACCCAAGAUGAUCAGUGCAGCCUCUGCCCUGGAGCCGCGAGCAGGUGCCGCCCGCUCUCCCUCGUGCGCCUUGGAUCACUACUCGACCUCGCAUUGAAGUCACGUCCAACACAUGAUCGCUUCAAACAAACGCCAUUUUAUAGGAACAGUGGACGCAGUUGGCGUUUCCGUGACUUUCGUCUGAAGGGACUUUGAAGCAGCGACGAGAAACUUUAUGUUGCGGUGAAGGAGAGCACAGGGAGGAGGCGAGGGUGCCGCGACUCACGCCGAGGAGCCCUUCCCGUUCCGCCCAACCGAGCAGCGCCGGGAAGUGUCUAUCGAGCAUCAUCAGCGAGGAAGACAAUCGUGCAAAUUAGCGGAGGUCAUCUGUUGUGUUUAUCAGAGCACCAGUAAGCCAAGCCAACCACUCGUUCUGCCCGGAUGUAAGUGUGCGCCGCUACAAUCCCUCUCCCGACCAAUCGUGCUGAUCAGCCUUACAAAUUACCUUGGCCAAUCAGCUGUGUCCAUCGCUGCUGUCAAAUACCCACGCCGCGCCACCCAACACGCCCACCUGAUACCUACGAUACUGCAAACUACAUACAAGAGACGGAAUUAAGAUAACUAGAAAGAAAAGAUGAAAUAAAUAAGGCGAUAUUUCCCCAAAAAAAAAAAAGAAUGGAGUGAUAAGACAAUACUCAAGAUAAUGCAAGAAAAAAGCCCAAGUUGAAAGAUCUGCGUUGAUGUGGAGUAUUUUGUGUGAAUUGUGGGAAUUGUGUUCUGCGUAUGUGUCCAUUAGCCUGAUAAGCCUCGAUGCAGUGCUGUUGUAAAAUGAAGUAAAAGAAAAUUCGACUCUUGUAUAACUGAUAAAUGCGGACGACAGAAGUACAUACAAAAAGCGGUGCAGUGUGUUUAUUUAGAUAGUCAUUCUCAAUAAUUUCCUGUUCUGAUUCUAUUCAAGUAUAUGUGAAAAUAUUAUUUACAAACGUUUGCACAUUUUUUCCCUUCUAUUUAUAAACUCCAGUGUAUAACAUGAAUUUUUAUGCGAGAAAAGUCAGUGAAACUGGAAACGCGACAUCCGUAUUGCAUUUUGAAGGUCAAAGAUACCGUAUGUGCCCAAAAAUAUCAUGAUUUCUGAGAGCGAAAAAGUGCGAAUCAGAUUUACUUCUAUGGAACCAAACAGUAAGAUGGUCCAACGCACAGAAAUUCCCACCGCGACUCCCACCGCCACCACCACCAGUAACAACACGCACGCUUUACACAGAAGCUCAUCAAAAACCACUGAAAAAUAUAGCCUUCGCCCGCGGAAGGUCGUGCGGCGACUACAACAGCUAGAAAGAGGGAGUCUGAAAAAUAACGAUUCUCGAGUCCCCAAGUCGAGACCGCCGCCACUGUCCAAGUACCGCCGCAAGACAGCCAAUGCCCGCGAGAGACACCGCAUGAAGGAAAUAAACGAUGCAUUUGAAACACUACGACGCAUUCUCCCUGACUUCUGCAGCAGGAGAGCGGAACCUGCGUCCGCCAUGACCAAAAUCACGACAUUAAGACUAGCUGUGAGUUACAUCAGGGCGCUGUCCCACAUCCUGGAGGACGGAAGGCGGCCCGGAAACAUCUUUCUCAGUGACAUCCACCUCGACCACUCACUGCCCAGCGCCCACAACUCUCAACCUCCUGCAGCAUGUGGGGGAAAUGCCAGCGCCCAUCAUCACCUCACACACAUAUCAGAGGAGCAGUCAAAUCUCUCAUCUCUUUCUUCUUGUUUCCCUUCGUUUUCCUCCUUUCCAUCCUCCUCCACGUCACCGUCCUCUUCUUUCUCUUACUCCCCUCCCUCCUCGUCCUCCAUGCCCUCCUCCUUGCAGUCUUUCUCACUCGUCCGGUCCUCCUUCGGCAGCAAUAGUGACUUGAGUGAUUUGCUCUCCGACGACUCAUGUUGUGUGUUGGAUGAUAAUCUCGACUUGUUUGACGACAUUCCACCACUACCUGAGGCUGACCCCUUCGCCCUACUCCUGACACCUGACGGAGCGAUGCAAGACCUGGAAUCGUGACCUGGUCUGAGCUGCUCCCUCUUGUCUUUCCGCCUCUACACACAAACACACACACACACACACACACACACACACACACACACACGUAUUCAUCACUGAUCAGCACACAAGAACCAGUUAACCUCACAAUAACUGUUCUAAUAAUGUCAUCUCUUUCACCAUACAUGAAAAUACACUUGUAUGCUUGAUAUAAUGGUAGGGGAAAACUUAUACAGUAUCCAAUAACACUUAUACUGGAAUGGCCUUCAAAAUCCUAUGGAAAUUUGGCACAUUUCAAACGUAAAGGAAAACAAAUACAGUAAAACCUUUUUUUUACUGGUUCGUGUGUGUGUGUGUGUGUGUGUGUGUGUGUGUGUGUGUGUGUGUGUGUGUGUGUGUGUGUGUGUGUGUGUGUCUGCCGUUGAUACCCGAGUAAGCGUUCCUAAGGGCGUGUCUAUGAUGGUCUCAAAGAUUAGGAGGAAUAGAGUAUCACUGAGGGGCACCGAUGUGUGUGUGUGUGUGUGUGUGUGUGUGUGUGUGUGUGUGUGUGUGUGUGUGUGUGUGUGUGUGUGUGUGUGUGUGUGUGUGUGUGUGUGAGUACUUCUUUCGAGAUUGCCAGACAGAAAUAUAUGUUUUGAAUGUACUCAAUCAUACACACACACACACACACACACACACACACACACACACACACACACACACACACACACACACACACACACACACACACACACACACACACACACACACACACACACACACACACACACACACACACACACACACACGUACAAACACACAAAUCUUUCCUUCUUUCUGUACAGCAUCAUCUUCCUUCUACCUUUCAUAAUAGACGUGUUACAUGUAAGCCAUUUAUUUUCACCAGUAACUGUAUAUACUUCAAUGUAAGCAUCCCUGGCUAACGCAGCGCAACCUGGACUGGACCGCCGGGAGGAGAGGAGAGAAGAGGAGAGAGGAGGCGGGUAGAGUUACGGGGAGCCACUGAGAGACUCGCCGGGAAGAAUGUGUGACGAAGAGGAAGGUUGUGUUCCUCUUUUGUGAUAAUAUGGAAAUAAAAGAGAAAGCCAUAA
Messenger RNA from Portunus trituberculatus (swimming crab), 3183 nucleotides. RefSeq names its product helix-loop-helix protein delilah-like. The record is from RefSeq and is a predicted model, not a curated record. Lineage: Eukaryota; Metazoa; Arthropoda; Malacostraca; Decapoda; Portunidae. Gene Ontology annotation, molecular function: protein dimerization activity. The transcript is spliced from 2 exons. Bases 1196 to 2113 code for a protein of 305 amino acids.